This is a messenger RNA of Trypanosoma brucei brucei TREU927, 273 nucleotides long. RefSeq lists its product as hypothetical. NCBI's taxonomy places the organism in Eukaryota, Euglenozoa, Kinetoplastea, Trypanosomatida, Trypanosomatidae. The coding region runs from base 1 to 273 and encodes 90 amino acids. The transcript has a single exon. The record is from RefSeq and is a predicted model, not a curated record.
AUGUGGUGGAUGGCAUGGCAACGGAAAACCUCGUCUGCACAGCUUCGCUGUUGCACCUUCUUUAUGUGCUUAAGCUUCUCACAAAUCGCCACCAGUGCAAAGCUUCCUUUACUUCGCCCUUGGAAUGUAAUAAUAAAUGUUUUGUGUUUAGUUGACAUCCGCUCGCUUACACUCAAACUUUCCCAUGCAUCAGCCACGGUUGAAGUUGUGUAUGUACAACGGGUUUGCGAAAUUUACCGCCUCGGUUACGAUUUAACGACUGUAGAGGAAUAA